This is a messenger RNA of Mugil cephalus (flathead mullet), 1551 nucleotides long. Its product is annotated as piggyBac transposable element-derived protein 3. Lineage: Eukaryota; Metazoa; Chordata; Actinopteri; Mugiliformes; Mugilidae. The transcript has 2 exons. The record is from RefSeq and is a predicted model, not a curated record. The coding region runs from base 1 to 1551 and encodes 516 amino acids.
AUGCCACCAGCAAGGAGAGAUCCUCGAUACAGUGUUCAGGAUGUCAUUUCCAUCGUCCAAAAUGGAGAGAGUCAUGUGGACCUCGAUUUCGACGACACUGAUGCAAGUGACGAGGAAUCGGAUAGCGAUGCCUGCGUGGACAAAGAAAACAUAGAACCUGAUUGCCCAGCCAAUGUGGACAUUGAGGCUCAAUCAAACAGACACACCAUGCCCCGUGACAGAUAUCGCUGGCAAAAAAAAUAUUUUAUCAGUCCCAAUACUGAUUUUUCUGGUCCAGCUCUCACAGAUGAUGUCACCUCCCUCCACACACCACUGCAAUACUUCCAGAAGUUUGUGUCAGAAGACAUGGUUGAAGCUCUGGCAACAAAUACGAAUGAGUACAGCACUCAAAAUCACAGAAGAUCAGUUAACACAAAUUCAAAAGAAAUACAGACAGUGUUCGGCAUGUACCUGAGGAUGGGCCUGGUACAAAUGCAUCGAACCCGUAUGUACUGGGAGACGGAUACACGGCACCCAGCUGUUGCUGAUGCGAUGCCACGCAACAGAUUCCAAUCGCUUUUGACGUCAUUGCAUUUUGUAAACAACUUGACAGUGUCGGAGACUGAAAAGAGGGACAAACUCUGGAAACUCAGACCAUGGCUUGAUUCGCUCAGAGAGAACUGCCUGCAGGUGGUACCAGAAGAGCACAAUUCUGUGGAUGAGAUGAUGAUACCUUUCAAGGGGAAGUUCAGCAGCAUCAAGCAGUAUAUGCGUGGCAAGCCACACCCAUGGGGGUUUAAAGUAUGGGUGAGAGCUGGAAUUUCUGGCAUGAUGCUUGACUUUGAUGUUUACCAAGGGUGCAUCAAUGGAGUACGAGUCAAGUCUGAACUUGGAUUGUCAGGUGAUGUUGUGAUGAAGCUUGCCUCCACACUUCCAAAGGGCCAAAACUAUAAGAUCUACGCAGACAACUACUUCACCUCUGUUCCACUGGUAGCAAAGCUCCUUGAGCAAGGCAUCCAUUAUGUGGGAACAGCCAGGCAGGUCCGCCUGCCCAACUUUACAGCGAAAUACAAGUACGCCCUGAAAUCCCGGUGGUGGUACAUGUACAUCUUCUGGCACACCAUCACCCUCGCUGUGGUCAACACCUGGCUCCUCUACAAGCGGCACUGCCAAGCUCUCAAGAUGCCAAAGAAGGAGACACUGAAGAUGAGGAUGUUCCAGGCACAGCUUGCAUCCUCUCUCAUUCUGGUGGGCGCAGCACCCAAAACUCAAAAGAGAGGACGACCAUCUGCAGGCAACAGGAGCCCAGGCGCAGCAGGGAGCCCUUUGGAUGCUGGAAAGAAACCAUCCUUGGGUGAUGGGAGUCCAAGCGGUCCCUCCUCCAAAAAAACAUGUGCACACCCCCCUCUGGAUGUGCGCAGAGACCUCAUUGGACACUUUCCACACAAGACAACAAGAGGACGCUGCAGACAUUGCAGUAAAGGGUAUACUAAUACCCAAUGCAGCAAAUGUGAUGUCCACCUCUGCUUUUCAGAGGACAAGAACUGCUUCGGGGACUAUCACUGCAACUGA